Messenger RNA from Aricia agestis (brown argus), 1170 nucleotides. Its product is annotated as cysteine dioxygenase type 1. NCBI's taxonomy places the organism in Eukaryota, Metazoa, Arthropoda, Insecta, Lepidoptera, Lycaenidae. The record is from RefSeq and is a predicted model, not a curated record. Gene Ontology annotation, molecular function: cysteine dioxygenase activity; ferrous iron binding. The coding region runs from base 141 to 950 and encodes 269 amino acids. The transcript is spliced from 7 exons. Gene Ontology annotation, biological process: L-cysteine catabolic process.
UUAAUCGCAAGCUCUCCUACUUUCGAGAAACUUUAGAAUAUAAGUAAAUACGCGGGAAAACAAGUUCCAUUAGCGGUUCACUUGCGAUCGACGACAGUUCAGUUCGAGUGUGAAAUAUAAGUGAAGUGCAAAAGGUAAUCAUGGAGAUCGAGAGUGCGAACUGCAAGUACAGGGUGUCCGAGUGCUCGGACAUCGAGCAGCUAUCUAUAGAAGCGCCCAUCAAAAUGGACAGGGAAAUUACCGGUUUGGAAAAAUUAGUCGAAGAAAUACACAAGGUAUUCUCGAAGAGCCACGUGAAUAUACAGGAGGUUCAGAAACUGAUGGCGUGUUACAAGUCUGACCCUAAGGACUGGAAGAAAUACGCAAAGUUUGAUCGUUUUCGGUACACACGAAACUUAGUUGAUGCUGGUAAUGGGGCAUUUAACAUAAUGAUACUGUGUUGGGGGCCGGGCCACGCCUCCGCCAUACAUGACCACGCGGACUCACACUGUUUCAUGAAGUUAUUGAGUGGCAGCUUAGAAGAAGUAAGAUACGAUUGGCCUGAAAACGUGGAACCAGAAGUCGUAAAGAAACUAAAGAAAAAGCCAACUAGACGGUGUUGCUCAGAGAGUGAAGAACUAGAAAAUAAGAUGAACAACGUAGAAAUAAGUGAACAUCAGUGCGAGGAGGCUGGUGAAUAUGAAGCGGGGAAUAUGAAUGAAAUCGGCAGAACGCGGUUAGAAGUUGAUGAUGUGUGUUACAUCAAUGAUGCUCUUGGACUCCAUCGAAUGGAAAAUCCCUCGUACGUGGACGGAGCAGUGUCUCUACAUUUGUACUGCCCGCCGUUCGACAGCUGUAGGGUCUUUGACUCUACCACCGGCAAAGCAUCGGAGGUCAAAGUGACCUUCUGGUCAAUGUACGGAAAGAAAAUUAAAAGAGUGUUCGAAUCCAGUCCAGUAGAAAGUAAAUAAGCGUAAAGAUUGUAAAAAAACAGUGUAGAUAAUUAUAUGGACCAGGAAAAGAAGAAAAUCAAUAGUUACGUGCUUAAAAGCUUUAAAGUAGGAAAUUUUACUUCCUGAAACAACAAUAAUUAAAUUAUGUGAAAUAAUAAGUUAGGACUUAAGUUUAUUUAGUUGUAAGAACUAGUUAGGGCUAAAAAGAAUUUAUAAAUUUAUUUUACAUACUUACUCA